This is a messenger RNA of Etheostoma cragini (Arkansas darter), 4167 nucleotides long. Its product is annotated as ankyrin repeat and SAM domain-containing protein 1A-like. The record is from RefSeq and is a predicted model, not a curated record. Gene Ontology annotation, molecular function: protein binding. Bases 383 to 3901 code for a protein of 1172 amino acids. The transcript has 28 exons. Lineage: Eukaryota; Metazoa; Chordata; Actinopteri; Perciformes; Percidae. Gene Ontology annotation, cellular component: cytosol.
CCCUUAUUAAGCAGCUAGGGCGGGUGUGCUAGGGGGUAUGUGUGUGUCUGAGGCAUUUUGGAUUGGAGAUGCAGAAAUAAAGGGCAGUUUCGAGGAAGUGACGGACGAGACUCAGGGGACUGGUCAGAGGAAGUUUGCUUGAUGGUGGUACCGUGCUGCUGACCGAAACUUUUCCCCCUUGAGCACCAGCGGCACCGUGGAUAGGGACGGACGGAUCCAGCGGCGGUGGGAGCUUGUGUUUCCUCGCCACAAGAGCAGUACUGAGGAAUAACUUGAGGUCGGGAGAAAACGGGAUUCGCAGUUGAAUUUCACUCCCGCAACCAAGCCCCCCUUUUUCUUCUCUUCCCCGCGCCUCCUCCGGUUUUUUUUUCUGGGAUUCGCGAUGGGGAAGGAGCAGGAACUUCUUGAAGCGGCGCGCACGGGAAACCUGGCCGCUGUGGAGAAGCUUUUAUCCGGGAAGCGACAGUCCGCUGGCACCGGCAGCGGUUUGUAUGGUACCGGUGGAAGCGGCAGCAGCGGGGGGCACGGCGCCUCCUCUCACCCGCUCUCCAGUCUGCUCAGCAUCUGGAGAGGCCCCAAUGUGAAUUGUGUGGACAGCACUGGAUACUCCCCUCUCCACCACGCCGCCCUAAAUGGACACAGCGAGGUGGUGGAGGCGCUGCUACGAAACGAGGCCUUGACCAACAUCGCCGACAACAAGGGCUGCUACCCUCUCCACCUGGCUGCAUGGAAGGGAGAUGAACAUAUCGUCAAACUGCUCAUUCACCAAGGACCUUCGCACCCCAAACUCAACGAGAAGAGCUCUGUAGACCAUAAAGAGUUCAAACGCUGUGGGCCCUUUGACCCCUAUAUUAAUGCCAAGAACAAUGACAAUGAGACGCCGCUGCACUGUGCCGCUCAGUAUGGCCACACCCGGGUGGUGCGGCUGCUGCUGGAGGAGCUGACCGACCCCACUAUGAGGAACAACAAGUUUGAGACUCCACUGGACCUGGCCGCGUUAUAUGGCCGCCUUGAAGUAGUCAAGCUGCUUCUCUGUGCCCACCCCAACCUGCUCAGCUGCAACACCAAGAAACACACGCCGCUGCAUCUGGCCUCUCGGAACGGACACCUGUCUGUGGUGGAGGUGCUGCUGGACGCUGGCAUGGACAUCAACUACGAGACGGAGAAAGGCAGUGCUCUCCACGAAGCCGCCUUGUAUGGGAAGACCGAUGUGGUACAGAAACUUCUCAGUGCAGGUAUCGAUGUGAACAUCGUUGACACGAAGGGCAAGACGGCGCAGGACACUGUUAAGGACAUGCCCUCCCAGAAAAGCAGAGAAAUAGCUGCUUUCAUCCAAGCUCACGUGGCUGGAAUACCCCACAUCAUAGACCUCCCCCCACCACCAGUCCCUCCGCCUCAGGAGAGUCCCAGCCCACGGAAAAAGGGUGACAUGGAGAAGGUUAGUGAGCUGAUCUCGGGGCUGGCCCCGAGGCCCGAGGAGGAGAGCCCCUACGAGGCUCUGUUUGAAGCCACCUCCUGUCACUCUCUGGACAGCCUCGCCAGCGGCAAGUCCUCUGACCGAGACUCUGGACGGCCGGACAGUGAAGCCGGCAAGAAAGAUCGCCCAGUCCACUCUUCGCAUCCUGGUCCUGGUCAUGAAGAAGAAGUGAGCUCCGAGGCCCUGUAUACUAAUAGCAGUAUUGAUGAGAGAGGCGAGCCAGUGGAGGAGGAGGAUCACACAUAUGAGUUGUUGCUGACUGCACAGACCAAACACCCACCGCCCAGCCAGGAGUCCCAGUCCAAUAAAGAUGAAAACAAUGCCACCAGUGCCCUACCUCAGCGUAAACCCACUGCCCCAAGCGACCUCAGAGCCCCAAGCAGGACGAAAGACACCCUGCACCCUCCUGGACGGGGGAGCCCACGGGCACCUGGAGAUAACUCGCAGCUCAGCCAGGAUCAGGGAGCAGGUGUCCCGGAGCAGUUCACUGGCCUGCUGCACGGAUCUUCCCCCGUCUUCGACAGCCGCGAGGAACCCCUCAGGCUUCCAGGUGUUGCGCCAGUCAGCCAGGGUCAGCUGGAAUCAAGAAAAACUGCCAAAGUAAAAGAGGAAGUAGUAGCAGCAUCAGCAGCAGCACCGCCACCUAGCCGCCCCAGUAUGGCCGCAAUCCUGACAGACUGUGAUCCAAAAGCAAUUUAUGCAACUGUGAACAAGGAGCCCAGGGACUUGGGGGCUGGGGCAGUGUGUGCCGUUAGGAUGCGCCCUCCUGGGGACCUGAAACUGGCACGCAGCCUCUCCAAGUCUGACUCCGACUUGCUCGUGUCGCCCCCUAGUGAGGAGGAUGGGGGGUUGGGAAACCGAAGCGAGUCUGUUUCUAACUGUAGCACUGGCAAGAAGAGGCUUGAGAAAUCUCCCUCUUUCACCUCAGAAUGGGACGAGCAGAAACGGACAACGUUUCCUACCACAAAACAGCGAAGAUCUAAAUCCUAUGACAGCAUCGAGAAGAUCAUGACACUGAUUGGUGCCGGCAUCGAUUUUUCCAGAGAUCAGCAAUAUGCUACACCAGCAGGUGCUGCCGGCCGGCUGCUGGACCAACCCGUGGGAGACUGGCUGGAGCACGUGGGGCUACCGCAGUACGAGAGCAAACUCCUCCUCAAUGGCUUCGACGACCUGCACUACAUGGGGACCAAUGUAAUGGAGGACCAGGACUUGAGAGAGAUUGGGAUCACAGACCCAAGCCACAGAAAGAAGAUCCUGCAUGCAGCCCGUUCGUUACCCAAGGUGAAAGGGCUGGGCUGUGACGGAAGCAGCUCCCUCUCCUCUUGGCUGGAAAACCUGGGCCUGCACGAGUACUUGCACAACUUCCUGACCAGCGGCUACCGCACUCUGGACUGUGUCAAAAACCUUUGGGAACUGGAGAUUGUCAAUGUGCUAAAGAUCUCCCUACUUGGGCACAGGAAACGCAUCAUUGCUUCCUUAGCAGAGAGGCCCUAUGAGGAACCUCCAGUUAAGCCUCCUCGUCUGUCUCAGAUCAGGUGCCAAGACCUGCCUGGAUCCCAGACCUCGUCCCCCCUUAGUCAGAUGGAGUCGUACUCAGGACGCUCAAUGGAUCCUCUGCUGCCAAUAGUAGAGCCAGGGAGGAAAAAAGUCCAAGAUACUGACUAUGACGUUACCCAAAGAUAUCGCAGUGAACGACACAGACCACACGAACGGUAUGAAGAACGCCAUCGAGAGCCCCGUCUGACCCUGCGGCCUCCAAGUCUGGCAGCACCCUACGCGCCGGUCCAGAACUGGCAUCAUCAGCCUGAGAAACUUAUCUUUGAAUCCUGCGCCUACGAAGCCAGUUAUCUCGGUUCAAUGCUUAUUAAGGAUCUAAGAGGGACCGAGUCCACGCAGGAUGCCUGUGCAAAAAUGCGGCGGUCGACGGAGCAAAUGAGAAAAGUCCCUACCAUCGUCCUCUCGAUCACCUACAAGGGUGUGAAGUUCAUCGAUGCAGCCAAUAAGAACAUCAUCGCAGAGCAUGAGAUCCGUAAUAUUUCGUGCGCAGCCCAGGACCCAGAGGACUUGUGCACAUUUGCCUACAUCACCAAGGACUUGCAGACCAGCCACCACUACUGCCAUGUGUUCAGCACAGUAGACGUGAACCUGACCUAUGAGAUCAUACUGACGCUCGGCCAAGCGUUUGAGGUAGCCUAUCAGCUGGCUCUGCAGGCCCAAAGGACCAAACAGCACCAGAACCUCCCAGUGGGACCCGGGUCAGAGGUCAUUGAAACCAAGUCCAGCAGACCUGUACCCAAGCCACGGGGCAGCGUAAGGAAGUCGUCGGGGGACAAUGUGGAGCAGGAGGGGGAUUCUCAGUCCCAGGGCAACGCCACGUGGCUCGUGGACCCCAAGGAAUCCAAGCGCACUAUCAGCACUAACUGAACACUGUGGCCACUCCCAGCCAGUAAGAAAGGACAGGAAUGAGCGCUGUUGCAUGGUGGGUAAGAUGUUUAGUGACCCACUUCGCAUGCAGCAGAAUCACAUCACCAGUUGGACCAGCCGCACCACAGUAACACACGAGCCUGGAGACAAACAGACGUAAAGCUUUCAACACUACACGGUCCACCAGAUCACCUAAACUCAUCGACUUCAUCGUGCCACAUGCGUAUGCACACGCUCCAUUUAGCUUCCUGUCUAUCACAAAGUCA